AUGGCAGUGGCAUGGGAGGAGUACUUCCGACUGGUCUUCCAAGAGAAAGCACCUCAGAAACCGGUAGAGCAGAAUGUGGUCCACUUUCCACCUCUGCUGCGUCUCCUGGAGAAGAAGCAAGAGCUAGCAGCUGUGGACCAGGAUCUGCAGGUCCAGAAGGAGGAGUUCCACAGCAGGAUGGCCACCCUGAGCCAGCGCUGGGCACAGCUGGAACAGAAAGAGCAGGCGCUGAAGGAGUCCUUCAUCCGCUUUGACAAAUUCCUGCAGGACGCCGAGGCCCGGCGUGGCCGCGCGCAGAGGAGAGCAGCUCAGGAGGGGCACGGAGUGCGACACCGGGAGGCAGAGGCGCUGCGGCUGCGAGCACAGUUGGAGGAGCUGCGGCGGGAGCGCGCCCGGCUGCAGCGCAGGCUGCGGCGCCUGGAGCCCUGCGCGCGCCUGCUGGAGCGCGUGCUGGAGCAGAUGCCCGAGUUUCAGGAGAUUCCGGAACUGGUGGCGCGCUUUGAUGGCCUGGUAGACACACAGGCAGCAUUGAAGCUGGCAGAGCGCAAGCGACAGGCGGAGCUGGACGAGACCCAUGCUCAGCUGCAUCGUCUUCGGGAAACGAAGCAGGAUGAGCUGCUGCGCCUGGGCCAGCAGCGUGCACAGCUGCGAGAGCAGUUGGAGGCAGCACGUGAGCGCACACUGCAGUGGGAAUCCAAGUGGACUCAAAUCCAGAACACUGCAGCGGCCAAGACGCUGCUCCUGGGACGCACUCGAAUGGCUGUGCUCAACCUGUACCAGCUUGUGCGCCUGCGCCAGAGUCAGCCUCUAGACAUGGAUGUGGAGGACACCGAGGGACAGCUAGAGGAGGUGAAGCUGUUUAUCAUGGACCUCUCGGCCACACUGGCCAGCCUUGCCCAGGCUGAGCCCACAGUCAUGGUCUCUAGUCCGGCCAGACAAGCAGCGAAGGGGACCUGAGGGACCAAGUCCCACAUUUGUUGGUGUACAGGCUCAACCAACAGCUCUCUGAACACCCUUCUUCCUGGGCAAGAUGGAGCCGUGCCAGCCCAUAGGACAC
Arvicola amphibius (Eurasian water vole) is the source of this 1057-nucleotide messenger RNA. It is a transcript of the gene Cfap73, whose product is annotated as cilia and flagella associated protein 73. Gene Ontology annotation, biological process: spermatid development. Lineage: Eukaryota; Metazoa; Chordata; Mammalia; Rodentia; Cricetidae. The record is from RefSeq and is a predicted model, not a curated record. The coding region runs from base 1 to 957 and encodes 318 amino acids. The transcript has 7 exons.